AUGGAUCAAUAUUUUGGAAUUUCAAAAGCAAUUGAUGAAGGAAUGUAUGCAGAUGAAAGUGGCGGUAAUUUUGAUGAUUAUGAUGAUGAUAUGGGUGUUGGAAGUGGUGAAGCAAUGAUGCGUAUUGAUUCAUCAUCAACUACUGGUUUUAUGUCUCAUCAUCCUCAUCAUAUGACAUUAAUGGCAGCUGAAAAAAUAGUUCAUACUGAUUUUUUUAAUGAUUUUGGGGAUCUUUUUGAUACGGAUAAUUUUGCUCUUAAUGCGACAACAGCAGGACAUGUAACAGCUUAA
Messenger RNA from Adineta steineri, 291 nucleotides. The record is from the annotation of a GenBank genome assembly. Lineage: Eukaryota; Metazoa; Rotifera; Eurotatoria; Adinetida; Adinetidae.